This is a messenger RNA of Canis lupus familiaris (dog), 5194 nucleotides long. RefSeq names its product desmoglein 2 (gene DSG2). Gene Ontology annotation, cellular component: plasma membrane; desmosome. Gene Ontology annotation, molecular function: calcium ion binding. Bases 24 to 3383 code for a protein of 1119 amino acids. The record is from RefSeq and is a predicted model, not a curated record. Gene Ontology annotation, biological process: homophilic cell-cell adhesion. The transcript has 15 exons. Lineage: Eukaryota; Metazoa; Chordata; Mammalia; Carnivora; Canidae.
GCGAGGGUGAGGGCGCGGGCGCGAUGGCGCGGAGCGCGGAGGGCGCCGCGCUGCUCGUCCUGAUCUGCUUUUACUUUGGAAAUGGACUCCAUUUGGAGGUCUUAAACGCAAGAAAUGGAAAUACUCUGCUUCCUAAACACAGACACUUAGUGCGGCAAAAGCGUGCCUGGAUCACCGCCCCUGUGGCUCUUCGGGAAGGAGAGGAUCUGUCCAAAAGGAAUCCAAUUGCCAAGAUACAUUCUGAUGUGGCAGAAGAAAGAGGACUAAAGAUUACAUACAAAUACACUGGAAAAGGGAUCACAGAGCCACCUUUUGGUGUGUUUGUCUUUAAUAAAGACACAGGAGAAUUGAAUGUUACCAAGAUUCUUGAUCGAGAAGAAACACCAAGUUUUCUGCUAAUUGGUUAUGCUUUGGAUGAAAAAGGAAACAACCUCGAGAAACCAUUAGAACUCCGCAUUAAGGUUCUUGAUAUCAAUGACAAUGAGCCAGUGUUCACACAGGAUGUCUUUGCUGGGUCUAUUGAAGAACUGAGUGCAGCAGAUACCCUUGUGAUGAAAAUCAGUGCCACAGAUGCAGAUGAGCCCAAUACCCUGAAUUCUAAAAUUUCCUACAGAAUUGUGUCUCAGGAGCCUACUUAUCCACCAGUGUUCUACCUAAAUAAAGACACAGGCGAGAUUUAUACAACCAGUUUCACAUUGGACAGAGAGGAACACAGCAGCUAUACUUUGACAGUGGAAGCAAGGGACGGCAAUGGACAAAUAACAGAUAAACCAGUAAAACAAGCUCAAGUUCAGAUUCGUAUUUUGGAUGUCAAUGACAAUAUACCUGUAGUCAAAAAUGAAAUGAAUGAAGGGGUGGUUGAAGAAAACCAAGCCAAUGUAGAAGUUAUGCGCAUAAAGGUGUUCGAUGCAGAUGAAAUUGGCUCUGAUAAUUGGUUAGCAAAUUUUACAUUCGUAUCAGGAAAUGAAAUGGGUUAUUUCCACAUAGAAACUGAUACUCAAACUAAUGAAGGAAUCGUCACCCUUAUUAAAGAAGUAGAUUAUGAAGAAGUGAAAAAUCUUGAUUUCAGCAUUGUUGUCACUAACAAAGCAGCUUUUCACAAAUCAGUCAAGAAUAAAUAUAAGCCUACAUCCAUCCCCUUCAAAAUAAAGGUGAAAAAUGUGAAAGAAGGUAUUCAUUUUAAAAGUAGCACUGUCUCCGUUCAUGUUAGCGAGAGCAUGGAUAAAUCAAGCCAAAGCCAAAUAAUUGGAAAAUUUCAAGUUUUUGACGAAGACACUGGACAACAAGCCCGUGUAAAAUAUGCCAAAUUGGAAGAUAUAGACAACUGGAUCUCUGUGGAUUCUGUUACAUCUGAAAUUAGACUUGUAAAAAUUCCUGAUUUUGAAUCCAGAUAUGUCCAAAAUGGUACAUACACUGCAAAGAUUUUGGCAAUAUCCGAAAGUUAUCCAAGAAAAACCAUCACUGGCACUGUUGUUAUCACAGUGGAAGACAUCAAUGACAAUUGUCCCACACUGGUCGACCCUGUGCAAAAUAUCUGCGAUGACGAGCAGUAUGUGAAUGUGACCGCAGAGGAUCUGGAUGGACCCCAAAACAGUGGGCCUUUCAGUUUCUCCAUCAUUGACAAACCAGCUGGAAUGGCAGAAAAAUGGCAAAUAGUGCACCAAGAAAGUACCAGUGUGCUACUGCAACAAAAAGAGCAAAAGCUUGGGCGAAGUGAAAUUCAGUUUCUGAUUUCAGAUAGUCAGGGCUUCAGUUGCUCUGAAAAGCAGGUGCUUCAGCUCACAGUUUGUAAGUGUCUGGAUGGCAGUGGUUGUGUAGAACCUCUGCGUGGCACAUAUGUUGGCCUGGGACCCGCCGCAAUUGCACUAAUAAUUUUUGCCCUUCUGCUGUUGCUACUUGUACCACUCUUACUGCUGAUGUGCCACUGUGGAGAAGGCGCCAAGGGCUUCACCCCCAUUCCUGGCACUAUAGAGAUGCUGCAUCCUUGGAAUAACGAAGGGGCGCCACCUGAAGACAAGGUGGUACCAUUGCACCUAACAGCAGAUCAUGGAGAGAGUGUAGCAGCAGACAUCAGACUGGGAGUGGUAACUACCAAGGAAACCACAAAAGAAAGUAGCUCUGCCCUCAUCAAAGACCAUCAUGAGAUGUCUGAGAUUGAUGGAAGAUGGGAAGAACACAGAAGCCUUAUUUCUGGUGGAGUUACCCAAGUGACAGGAACAACAGGAGCCAACAUAGGUGCUGAAGCUCUAAGGAUCACAAAAGCCACAGGGUCUUCCAGAGACUUGGCUGGAGCUCAAGCGGCUGCUGCGGCAGUGAACGAAGAAUUCUUAAAAAGUUAUUUCACUGAGAAAGCUGCCUCUUACACUGAUGAAGAUGACAUUCACACAGGCAAAGAUUGCCUUCUGGUUUAUUCUCAGGAAGACACUGCAUCUCUCCAUGGUUCCAUUGGCUGCUGCAGUUUUAUUGAAGGAGAACUUGACGAUGGCUUUCUAGAUGAUUUAGGGUUUAAAUUCAGGACACUAGCUGAAAUUUGCUUGGGUCAAAAAAUAGAUAUGGAUGUGGAAAUGGAGCAGAGACAAAAACAUGCGGGAGAGUCAAGUAUGAAAGCGGCUUCACAUUCAUUCAGCGAGCAAACUAAUAUUAAUUCGGAGAAUGCUUACUUCUCUGGUAGUAGCUUUCAAGUUCCAAAACCUCUGGAUGAAGCAAAUGCAGAGAAAGUAACUCAGGAAAUAGUCACUGAAAGCUCUGUAUCUUCUAGACAGGGUCACAAGGUAGCUACGCUGCUCCCUGAUCCACUGGCUUCUGGUAACGUUGUAGUGACAGAAACUUCCUAUGGUACAGGCUCCACUAUGCCACCGAGCACUGUGGUCCUAGGCCCUGGCCAGUCCCAGGCCCUAAUUGUGACAGAGCGUGUGUAUGCUCCAGCCCCUCCCUUGGUAGAGCAGCGCUAUGCUAACGACACCAAUGUCAUGGUUACCGAGACAAUAAUACAGCCUAACGGAGGCUUCCCUGGUCCUCUGGAAGGUACGCAGCAUCUGCCAGAUGGACGUUAUGUUGUGGUGAGGGAGAGAGAGAGCUUUCUUGCCCCCAGAUCAGGUGCACAGCCCACCCUGGCCAUGCCCGGUGUAGCUGUAGGACAGAACAUGACAGUGACAGAAAGGGUGCAAACCCCUGCCUCCAGUUACUGGAUUCCUGCCCAAACCUCUGUGAUGGCCAGAAAGACAGAGGUUUCUGGAGCUGGAGUCCGUGGCCCCCUGCCAAAUUGCAGUUUAGAGGAGUCUGGUCAUUCUAAUUCUAUGCUAACCGGUCAUUCUAAUUCUACGCUAACCGCAUCCUCCACCAGGGUCUCCAAGCACAGCAUCGUGCAGCAUUCUUACUCCUAAACCACAGCAUACCACAGCCCGACCCAGAGUUUAGCUGGCAGUGCCUGGUUUUCGUGUUUUCAACGAGCCUGUCUUUUGAUGAGCCUGUAGACAUGAGAGAUGUACACCCUGGGCUUGAAACUCCUCUCAAUCACUAAUGCCCAACAGGUUGCCCUGUGCCAGCCCUAGAUUGCACUGCAGAGAUGCUCAGUGCUCCCUGAUGGCUGCGUCACGAUGCUGUGCCUUAAGUGCCUUUUAGUGAGUUAUGACCAAACAAUAUUCACAAAGCAAGUUAAGUAGAGAAUCAGUCCAACUUGUAAGAGUUUAUACCAAAUGGACACAGAGUAUCCAGCGCCUUAGCUCUCCAGUAGAGUCACCCAUAAAGCUGAGUGGGCCCUUUGCAUCCUGCAGUGGUGUUUCCCAUUGCCGUUCUAUAUUCUAGACCAUACUGGGCCUGGCAGAUUACUGACACCUCAUUUAUCCAAAAAUAAGCGUGCAGUCUAGACAACUGUUUUGUUCAUUUUCUUUAAGAUGAGAAGCCUGGCCUUUUGAAUCUGUCUUAGGUUGAUUGAGUUUUGGAACAUUGACAUGGUAAAGAAUACACAUUGUAUUUCUCUGAGCUUGUGUGUUGUAUAACUUUAAAAAUAGCAUUAUUGCUUCCCUGUGUCUCUGCAAAGUUGUGAAGAUAUGGAACACUUCAAAUUCAGUUGAAUAAUCCAGGGAAAAAUUCACAAAUAUAAAAUCACUUUACUUUUUAUAAUAAUAUAGUAUUUUUUAAAACUCAGGAUACAUCAUCCUCUAAUUUUGUACAGCUAAUUAACCACUAGACUGGAUUCUCCACUGUGAGAAGAACUUGCCUGUUUCAACACUAUAUAUCCUCAGCACAUAACAUGAGUGCCAAAUAAAUAUUUGUGGAAUUAAACCAAAUUUUAGAAAUCAUCCUCUUUUAUUUACAAUUGCAGAGAAUACUAGAAAAUCGUAUAAUAUCAGUAAUUGUGAUUUUGAAAUUAUGAUUUUUAUUCUAUGUCCCAAAGUCCCUGACUGUCCAGUCAUGACUUACUUUGUGAAUAUUAAAUAUUCAGUUGAACAAUUGACCUGAAUUUGUACAACAUCCUUGCCUUUCAUUUUGAAAACUUACUUGGAUAUUUCGGCUUCUAAGUAUAUUGUACUUUUAUGACUCCUUGAAAAAAAUAGUGCAUAUAAGGUUUUGAAAUAUAUGUGCAUAUCAGUAUGUGGAUAUAGCUUAUGUGAAUAUUUCCCACAACAAAAUAAUUUUCAUAAAUUUUAAAGACUGUAAUUUUGUGAUUUUUUUUCAAGGUAUUUUGCUAGGGAAAUGAAUCUUGAAAAGUUCUUUUUUUAGACGUUUUUGACUUGAGUUACGUUAUACAAGAGAUUGGUAUGUUUUGCGUUUACUAUCUAUGAGUAAAAGGCAAGUAUCUUUAAAUAUUGUAAGUGUGUAGCCAAGAUGAAGGUCAAUCUUCCUUUCCGUGAUCUAAAUUUUUUACUCUCUACUUAGUAAUUGUUGCUUUUUCUUUUCUCUUUUAUACGUAGUAGUUAUAUUUUGCUAUGUAUGAAACAGGAAUUUCACUACUGUGUGAAAUGUGAAUAGGACCUGUAUACUCCAAAAAUCCAAACUUGGUUUUAACUGUCCUCCUUGGACAGUUGGAGAAAACCUAACCUGUCUCUUGUAUGUAGCAGAGUCAUGUUUUUUAAAUGUUUUUUUGUACCUGAAAUGAUGAUUUGUAUUAGGUUUUACAUUUGUUCCUUGGGAAAUGAUAUUUGUAUAUGCAUCAUCAUAAAAUAUUUAAAUAAAAAGAUGACCUUUAGAGCAA